CUCACUGUUCCGGAAGUUGAUCCAUCGAAGGUCUGAUGGGAACAUAUAGUGAUGUCCCUGAUCACCGGCACCAGAGGGCAGCAGUUGUCACGGCUGAUUGCCAGGAAAAUAUCGGGAUAUAAAAGCAACAUAUGUCCCUCCGUACAUAAACACAAACUGAGUCAUGGAUCAGCUGUUAGUAAAAAUGGCCUGUUGCAAGUGUCGCAAGAAGUGGAGGAUGCAAUGCAUUCUGGGAAACCUGUUGUUGCCCUGGAGAGCACUAUAAUAACCCAUGGCAUGCCUUACCCCGACAACGUAUCAACAGCAAAGGCAGUGGAAGAUAUCAUUCGACAAAAUGGCAGUGUUCCUGCCACAGUGGCUGUCAUUAAAGGACAGGUUCAUGUGGGCCUGACCAGUAGUGAACUUGAAUGGCUGGGGUCCCGAGAUGGACUGGUGAAAACAUCACGCAGAGACUUCCCAGUCGUCCUCUCUCAGGGACAGAGUGGUGGUACAACAGUAUCAGGCACAAUGCUGGUUGCUCACAAGAUGGGCAUUCCCAUCUUCGUUACCGGGGGGAUAGGUGGAGUUCAUAGGGGAGCUGAAACUUCCAUGGACAUCAGUGCUGACCUCACUGAGCUGGGCUGCACACCAGUGACUGUUCUUGUCCAUGGACAUCAGUCAAUACCCAUAGGACGUACCCUUGAGUACCUGGAAACUCAAGGAGUUUGUGUAGCCACAUUUGGAAGUUCAAGAGAUUUCCCAGCAUUCUUCACAUCAAAGAGCGGCUUCCAGUCACCCUAUAAUGUGCAAACAGCAACAUCUGCUGCAGGUCUUAUAGAAUCAAAUCUACAGCUGAACACAGGGAGUGGAAUCCUAAUAGCUGUACCCAUCCCAGAAUCCUUUGCUGCAUCAGGGGAGAUAAUUGAGUCAGCAAUACAGCAAGCAAUUUCUGAGGCAGGAGAUCAAGGUAUUUGUGGAAAAGAUGUCACUCCUUUCAUACUGAGUCGUGUCAAUGUACUCACAAAGGGAAUUUCCCUACAAGCCAACAUUGCAUUGAUAAAGAACAAUGCUGAAGUUGGAAGCAAGAUAGCCUCUGCACUGAAUGAUAUGCAGUUGAGGGGAGAUAACUCUAAAACAUCAAUUCUGAGGCCUCAACACGAAGAAAGUGGUAAAGAAAAGCAGUCAAGACCAGUUGUGGUAGGCGGCGUAGUGGUGGACUUCUAUGCUCAGCUGGGACAAAAACGUGUACAGUCUAAUGGCGCAACAUAUCCUGGAAGUUUGAGGCAGUCAUUUGGUGGUGUCGGGCGCAACAUCGCAGACUGCCUUUCUCAUCUUGGAUCACGUCCACUGCUUGUAUCAGCUGUAGGGAGGGGCUCCCAUACAGGUGCCCUACAUGAUAACUGUCAACACAUGGAUCUGUCUGGGGUGAAGGAGCUGGAGGGGCGGAGUACAGCAGUAUACUGUGGGGUGCUGCAGCAGUGUGGCGAGAUGAUGUUCGGGGUUGGGGACAUGGAGAUCAUGUCUCACAUCACACCACACAUGGUGUCCCAGUACAGAGAAAGUCUCUCUCAAGCUCCAUUAGUGUGUGUCGAUGGCAACAUUCCCGCUGAGACAAUAGAGUACAUCUGUGAUAUCUGUAGUCAAAACAAGGUGCCUGUUUGGUUUGAGCCAGCAGACAUCCACAAGGCACUGAAGCCGUACUCUACUUCGGCCCGAGAUCACAUGACAUACACGUCGCCAAACGUGGCAGAGCUGAUGCAGAUGUGGGCAGCGUUUAGAGGGAAAACCCCAGCUGAUGUCGAGACAAUCUCUCUUGACACUUCCAGUGUGGAUGAUGUUAUAGAUGCAUGUCUUCCAUACUGCUGUGAUCUUGCUGACAGCAUACCAGUUGUCAUGGUAACGCUUGGUUGUCAUGGAGUUCUACUGUGUCACAGACUGGGAGACAAACCUGUCUUCCCCACCAAACACAAGCAGACCUACAGCGAUGAUGUGAGCGUUCUUCACUACCCCGCCUGCAGCCCCGCCCAGAUGCCUAGCACCACCGUCAGUGUGUCAGGGGCCGGGGACUGCUUUGCAGCUGGAGUGAUAGAUGCAAUUGUUAAAGGUCAUGACCUUGACCUUUGCAUAAAGGCGGGUUUGAUGGCAGCCCAGUACUCCCUUCAGUCCCAUCAUGCAGUACCAACCACGAUACUACCUGAAGCUUUCUCCUCUGACAGAGUCGAAAAGUGGGCUCCAUGGAAACCAAGACUUAUUAAACUAGGGAGUGAGAAUAAAAUGAGGUAUUGAUUUUAAGGUUUAUUACAAUGGGGACAAAUCACAGAAGCAAUUUACACUUCUUUGGUCACAGAGAUACCCAUGCAAGUCAUUGCUCAUUGCUGAUGUCAAGACAUGAUAUUACAGAUCAUGAAGCAAAACCAUUUCUGUCUCUGUAUCUCUAUAUAGCACGUAGAAGUAUUAGAGAUUGUGUUGACCAAAGUGACAAACUUCCUUGAUUUACAUGGAAUGAAUAUGUUUCAUAUUUUCUUAAUUUUCUGAAAUCGGGGUUGAUAGGGUGGUGCCUUUGAUAUUUGUUAUCAUCUAACCUAUAGUGGUAUGUGGUUAUGGUACAUGUUAUCCUUCAGUGCAAGUGAUUUAUACAUUGAGAUCCGGUGUAUGGGUGGUCCCAACACUAACAUUGCCUUGGAUUAAAUUGUAAUACAUGUA
Messenger RNA from Haliotis rubra (blacklip abalone), 2682 nucleotides. RefSeq names its product pseudouridine-metabolizing bifunctional protein C1861.05-like. Lineage: Eukaryota; Metazoa; Mollusca; Gastropoda; Lepetellida; Haliotidae. Bases 52 to 2265 code for a protein of 737 amino acids. The transcript has 20 exons. Gene Ontology annotation, molecular function: pseudouridylate synthase activity; kinase activity. The record is from RefSeq and is a predicted model, not a curated record.